CUCGGCCCCGGCUUUCAACAACACGCAGCUUCAGGGUGAGGUGAACUGGAAAACUAUACCCGCGCUAUGGGUCUAAAGACAGCUUCGCCUGAAAUAUGGAGACGCAUCGUGCAGUGGUCUCGGCGCGCCGAUCUUCCUAAUCUCUGCCUCGUUUGCAAGCCCCUCCAACGCGCCGCGGAAGCCAGGCUCUAUGAAUCCUUCGCGCCGAGGGAAGUGAACAAUUAUCUGCUCUUCUGCGGGACCAUCGCCACGAGCAAUCGCUUCGGCGCCCACGUACGCAGUUUUGUCGACAACCACCUCUUCCCACACGCGCCCCUGACACAGAACCAAUGGCUGACCGUCAAGGCUGCCCUGCUCAAGAUGCCUUCCCUCGAACGUCUCGUUAUCUUUCACCCGGCAGAUUGCAACGCGUGGCUGUUGGACGACGCGCUGCCCUUCCAGCUCUGGGAAGCUCGACUCGGCCUUGAGUGGGACCCGCUGUUGGUUAACUUUCUGAUCAAACAGAAGCAGCUGCGCGUUCUACAGCUCUUCGAUGGACCUUCCGCCGACCCCGGUGCGCCGGGUCUUAGCCCCGGAAGCCUUCCCCAGCUGCUCAGACUCGAGGCCCCGCUAUUCGUUGCCUCCCACGUCCUCCCCUUCACAUCGUCUCUGACUCACCUGCAAAUCGAAGUCGAUCCGCAGGCCACCAAUGGACUCGAGUCAUUUCUAUCGGACCUUGGCAGACACGCGCCUAUGCUACGCGCGCUCAAUGUCAUGCAUAUACCCGACACAAUGGCUGCUCGGUGCUUGAAGCUCAUCUCGUAUUCAUGCCCCAAUCUUCGCCAUCUCGGUGACAUCUCGUUGCCUUGUGAUACCCGCUCCGAGGUUCAUCGACAUCUGAUGUCGAUGCGACACUUACGUGUUCUUGAACUGGACGUGUCCCGGUGGUUUCCACAGCCGGUGGGUAUGAUCCAGCGACUCAUCAUUACGGAACUGCGCGCAUACUGCCCUACGUUGGAGAUCGUAUCCAUAUGGUGCGGCCACAACCAAAAUACAUGGGCCCUCGAAGGCGAUCAUUGGAGAAACAGAUCAGAGCGAGCGCAGCGCCCGCAAUUUGUAGCGUUGGGUGGCGCUCACCACCACCACCACUGAUAAGGUCUCGAUCGGGGAGGCAUACGAGCUUCCUGCCGCGGCAGAUUUUGGGUUUUCGCAGGGGCGAUGUCGAUGAUCGCCGGGGAGCAAACGAGCGCGCAUAUAGGUGGGCCCAAAAAGGCGUAGUCUUCUCCGCGUCGUUGUCCGUGAGACGCAUUGCGCGGGGGCAGACCGAGGACAAGG
This is a messenger RNA of Coniophora puteana RWD-64-598 SS2, 1314 nucleotides long. RefSeq lists its product as uncharacterized. The transcript has 4 exons. The record is from RefSeq and is a predicted model, not a curated record. Lineage: Eukaryota; Fungi; Basidiomycota; Agaricomycetes; Boletales; Coniophoraceae. Bases 67 to 1131 code for a protein of 354 amino acids.